CGCAGCGCUCCGCGGGAGGGCCGAGCAUGGCCGGCGGGGAAGGAGCGGGCUCCGGCGUGCCGGAGUGCCGGGAGCAUCUCUUCAAGGUGCUGGUGAUCGGGGAGCUGGGCGUGGGGAAAACCAGCAUUAUCAAGCGGUACGUGCACCAGCUCUUCUCCCAGCACUACCGGGCCACCAUCGGGGUGGAUUUUGCGCUCAAAGUCAUCAACUGGGACAGCAAGACCCUGGUGCGGCUGCAGCUCUGGGAUAUUGCAGGCCAGGAGCGCUUUGGAAAUAUGACCAGAGUAUACUACAAAGAGGCAGUUGGUGCUUUUGUGGUCUUUGAUGUCACAAGAGGCUCCACUUUUGAGGCUGUUUCAAAAUGGAAGCAUGAUUUGGACAGUAAAGUACUACUUCCCAAUGGCAACCCCAUCCCUGCUGUUCUUCUUGCAAACAAGUGUGACCAGAAGAAGGAUGGCAGCCAGAAUCCCUCUCAAAUGGACCAGUUCUGCAGAGAAGGUGGCUUUGUUGGAUGGUUUGAAACAUCUGCCAAGGACAACAUCAACAUAGAUGAAGCUGCUCGAUUCUUGGUGGAAAACAUCCUUGCCAACUACAAAACCUUCCCUAAUGAAGAGAAUGAUGUGGGGAAGCCAAAACUGGACCUAGACCCAUUGAAAGCAGAGAGUAAAUCACAAUGCUGCUAAUGCUAUCACUGUUCAGUAAAUGUGAUGGGAUGAGCAGCAAGACUGUUCCUUAAAUCAAACUGCUGCUAUGGUGCUGCGUUGUGACAAUCCAUAUGGGGUGUCUGGUAUUAUCUGAAUAGGUGAUUCUUGUGGGUGUUUACAUAUUCUUGUUUAGCAUGAAACGGAGUAUCUUUUAAGUUACCACUCCACUUGCUUGAGUGACUACACCUAAGUCUGACUAGUGUCUUCUUACUUGAGAACAUAAGGAGGUAGUGUUUACACUCCUAAAAAGGAACAAAGACAACAUUCAGUGUCUAGUUUGCUUCUAGGACAUAUGUUAUAUUCCAUAUAGGACUCAGUCAUCAUGGUUUUAGCUGAACAGACACUUGCACCUUUAAGCUUUUCCUUUAUCACCAGUAAUGUCCCACUUCAGCCUUCUUGCCUACAUUCUUGUCCCUAUUUAUUAUCCCCCACUAUGAAGAUCUGUCUCAUUGCUAGUUCUCCUGGAUCAAGACAUCCCAGAAAUCUUGAAGGGGUCAAUGACAGAUGGGAGGUAUCUUUCUUAGUGUGUUCACUAGGAUUGAGUGAAGUAGAUGGCUUUUACCACUGAGUAAGAACAAGAUGGGUAAAUGGUACUUAACAGGGGAAAGGCAUGGUUAUAGAAAUACUAACAAAAAUGCGUCUCUAGCCACUUAAGGCAGAAUAUUUUCAGCUAAUACUUUACAUAUGAAACACAUUAAUGGAGUUGCUGGCACAUAGUUAUGUUAACCUCACCCAUAUGCACAUCCAGAAAUAAACAUCCAGUAACUUCUUCAGGCACUAACACUGAAAACUUUACCAAGAGUGCAAAGUAAGUAUCUUAGUCCUGUGAUAAUGAACUUGCUGUUUUUUCCUUCAGUCUUGAGAUGGUUCUUAAUGCCAUGAGGAAGGAGAGAGGUCUUGAAGGAAAUAGCUUAACUGGUUCUUGCUAGCCUAUCAAGCACCCCACCCCCUCACCCCCACCUCCUCAGCUCUAUCUUCAAUUUUAGAACAGUGCUGCACUCUUCUGAUUGCUUGGAGCUGGUGAACUGGUUUACCAGUUUGUAACUCUAUGCUGAGAUGCCUAUGUUUCCUUGUUAUAACUCAUGUAUUUUUGGCAGCAAAUGAAGAGCAAAAGGAUUAGAGAUUUCAUGGUUCUUGAAUAUGUUCUGGAACUCUGGCUCUGCUUGGCUGAAAGGCUUUGAAGCACCUCUUUAUUUUAAGGGUUUCUUCUGUCCUGGUACCUCAUUGCUACUGACUUCAGAAGUCUUAUCUUGCUUGGUUUGAUGGUGCUGAUUAAGUAAACAUCAGCAUAUGAAGUACAUGCCAGAUUGGAUAUACAUUAAUCUGUAUUGAGAUUUCCUAGGCUGUCUUUUUUUUUUUUCUUCUGGAGAGUAAUGUACUUUUUAAAAGGCAAAUAAAUGUAUUUGGGCAUCUUAUGUAUGUUGUUGGUGUAUGGUUUUGAGCAAAAGAAUCUUCAUAUCAUGUAUUCCACUCUAUACACAAAUACUUUCACUGACAUUUGAAAACAGCUUUAUCUUCUGGUAGCUGCUGUGUUAAAGGCUUAUUUUAAAUUUCCACAAUAAGGCUUGGCAUAAGUUAAAAUUUGGUUUAACUAGCUUAGGAUAAGAUAAUACAGAUGAAAGGUUUAUUGGGAAGUGUUCUAAGCCAACAUCCUUUUCCAAGCAAAGUCAUACCAGGGUGUUUAGGCUUUCACAUGGUCUGGUCUUAAACCUUCAACAAUGGAGAUUGUAUGGCCCUGGGAAAGUUGUUUCAAUGCCUGACUGUCCUCUGGUGGAAAGGUUCAAUCUAGAUAAACUUCAACUUAUGUCCAUGCUCUUUUAUCCUCCUACCAUGCACCACUGUAAAGACUGUGUCUGUUAGGCUUGUGCAAAUUUAUUGGGCACUUAAAACUUGAUUGCUAAUUUUUUUUGAAAGCCUCUAGCACUUCAGAAAGUAAGUUGCACCCCAUC
Athene cunicularia (burrowing owl) is the source of this 2653-nucleotide messenger RNA. RefSeq names its product RAB32, member RAS oncogene family (gene RAB32). The record is from RefSeq and is a predicted model, not a curated record. Bases 27 to 683 code for a protein of 218 amino acids. Gene Ontology annotation, molecular function: GTP binding; GTPase activity. The transcript has 3 exons. Gene Ontology annotation, biological process: phagosome-lysosome fusion; endosome to lysosome transport. Lineage: Eukaryota; Metazoa; Chordata; Aves; Strigiformes; Strigidae. Gene Ontology annotation, cellular component: phagocytic vesicle; Golgi apparatus; late endosome.